Messenger RNA from Oncorhynchus masou masou (cherry salmon), 1142 nucleotides. Its product is annotated as stromal cell-derived factor 2-like. The record is from RefSeq and is a predicted model, not a curated record. The transcript is spliced from 3 exons. Bases 11 to 739 code for a protein of 242 amino acids. Lineage: Eukaryota; Metazoa; Chordata; Actinopteri; Salmoniformes; Salmonidae.
AUCAGCAUUAAUGUUUGAAAGUGCCUGUCCUCGAGUUUCACAUCCUCUCGCUCUCGGUUAUGUCCGCAUAGACACAAACAUGGGAUUAAUUCACGCUCUCCGCGGCUUCAUCAAAUCGUUGUUGGUCGUUCUUUUGUGGUGCAAAUGCCAGGGUCGCGAGUCCGAGUUCAACUAUGUCACCUGCGGUUCACUUGUGAAAUUGCUGAACACGAGACACAACGUUCGGCUGCACUCCCAUGAUGUCAAAUACGGCUCAGGCAGUGGGCAGCAGUCUGUGACGGGCGUGGAGAGUGCAGAUGACGCCAACAGUUACUGGAGGAUUCGGGGGAAGCCCAACAGGACCUGCCAACGCGGCGUGCCCAUCCAGUGUGGGCAGGCCAUCCGCAUCACGCACAUGACCACGGGACGUAACCUCCACACACACCACUUCAGCUCGCCGCUGUCCAACAACCAGGAGGUGAGUGCGUUCGGUGAGAACGGCGAGGGGGAUGACCUGGACGUGUGGAAGGUGCAGUGUGACGGCUCCAUCUGGGAGCGGGACGAGGCAGUGCGCUUCAAGCACGUCGGCACCGACGCCUUCCUGACCGUGACGGGCGAGCAGUUCGGCCAUCCCAUCCGCGGGCAGAGGGAGGUGCACGGCAUGGGCACUGCCAACCAGAACAACUACUGGAAGGCUAUGGAGGGUGUCUUCAUUCAGCCCAGCCAGGAGCCGCUGAGACACAAUCAUGAAGAGUUCUGAUGACGUCAUCAACACUGCACCACGACAAGCUCUGAUGACGUCAUCAGACAUCACACAAUGUCACACCUCGGUUACAUCUGAAAUGAACCCUAUUCCCUAUUACAUAAUAUACACUGAGUGUACAAAACAUUAUUAAUAACUUCCUAAUAUUGACUUGCAACCCCCCCACCUACUAUCAUACCCUGUUCAAAGCCACUGAAAUAUUUUGUCUUGUCCGUUCACCCUCUGAAUGGCACACUUAGGGGGUGUGGUUGUGAGAUGUACAUGAUGUUUAUGGCUGCGAUGAAAACAUGUGGGUCGCAGCAGGUGUGAUGUUAUUGAUGUUUGUUGAAAUGUUUACUUUGUUUAUGUAUGGCUGUUAUUGUAAAUAAAAAAGUCUUGUACACACAGAUACACAAUCCAU